AUGAAGUUCAAGCCAGAAACCACGUACAACGCGGAGGAAAAGAUUUGGUAUGGACAUCCAAAGCGUUCAUACUUUGGAGAGGAUCUAUCAAUCGGAGAAAUUAUUUUUCGGGAAAUGAAACGACAUCCGAAACUUAUAGCUCAAAUUUCAGACGCUGAGAAUACUUUGCUAACCCGUGAAGAGCUCCGUUUUAAUUCAAUGCGUGUGGCCAGUUUUAUGCGAAGACUAAGAAUGGUUCAGACCGAUAUUGUGGGCAUUAUAGCGAGAAACACAACUCACAUAUUUGCUGUGGCCUAUGCAUGUUUUUUCAAUGGCAUUGCCUUUCACUCGCUCAAUAUAACCUAUGAGGAGUCGACGAUUGGCAAACUCUUUGAUAUUACGAAGCCUCGUUUGAUAUUCUGUGAUGGUGAUGAGUACGAAAAAGUCAAGGCAGCUACAAAUCACCUCAAUGUAUUGAUUGUUACAAUGCGUAAUCAUCAUAAGGACUCAAUUAGCAUAGAUAAAGUGCUAGCUACUCCUAUAGAAGAGGACUUCAAACCUGUAAUACUAGAGCAAGGCAUUGAUCAGACUCUUGCCAUACUCUGCUCCUCGGGAACAACAGGAAUACCCAAAGCGGUAACCAUUACCAAUAGCCGCAAGAUUUUAUACUUCAGAGAUCAUAUGACCACCAAUGAUGUUAUGUAUACGCACAGCACCUUGGACUGGUUGUCGGGACUUGCAAUUACAGUCAAUUCGGGUGUUUAUAGUAGCAGUCGAAUUAUUGACGACAAUCUCUUCGAUCCAGCACGAAUUUUACGUCUUAUUGAGAAGUAUAAAAUCACUUGGCUAAGCCAAACACCCGCUCAAAUGGCCAUGAUAUCGCAUUGCAAGGAAUUUGAUCGAGCCAAUUUACAGAGUAUAUGUAGCCUUAUAUACGGAGGUGGUCAGUGUUCUCGUGAAGCUCAAGUUCUGAUUCGAAAUCGUCUGGGUGGCGAUUAUUUACAUUCAACGUACGGAUGUACGGAAAACGGUUCUGUUUCUCUAAAUCGAAAUUUCGAUGAGAAACCCAAUUCAGUUGGACGAUUGAUUGACGGCUUCAAACUGAAGAUACUCAACGAACGGGGCGAAGCAUUGGGACCGAACGAAGUAGGUGAGAUUUGUGUAGACAAUGGUGAACACUGGCCUGGAUAUUAUGGAAAUCUCGAGGAGACAGAGAAACUUCGGGAUAUUAAGCAAUGGUUCCAUAGUGGAGACUUGGGCUAUAUGGAUGACGAUGGUUUUCUCUAUAUAGUUGGUCGUAAAAAGGAUAUGCUCAAGUACCAAAAUAUCAUGUAUUACCCGAACGAAAUAGAGAAUAUUAUUUCGCAGAUGCCUGACGUAAUAGAUGUCUGUGUCUUUGGUAUCUGGACACCACACAACGGUGACGAAGCAGCCGCCGCAGUGGUAAGGAAAGCAGACUCUCAAAUAACCGCUGAGGAUGUGGUGGACUAUGUGCAACAUCAAACAACUGUCAAGUAUAAACAGUUGAAUGGUGUAGACGAUCUGAUGCGCAGCCCCAACGGGAAAACAAAUCGUGCAGCCACAAAGGCCUACUUCAUCAACAUGAUGCAAAGAGAAACUGAGUAGUUAGGCUGUCACAUCUGCAUUUUUUCGGAUUUCGUUAACAUACAUAAUAUUAAA
Messenger RNA from Drosophila nasuta, 1659 nucleotides. Its product is annotated as luciferin 4-monooxygenase-like. Gene Ontology annotation, biological process: fatty-acyl-CoA biosynthetic process; long-chain fatty acid metabolic process. The record is from RefSeq and is a predicted model, not a curated record. Lineage: Eukaryota; Metazoa; Arthropoda; Insecta; Diptera; Drosophilidae. Gene Ontology annotation, molecular function: long-chain fatty acid-CoA ligase activity.